AUGUAUGAAUUUUCGAAAUCCAUUUUUGAACAUUUUUUCUAUUUGUACGAUCCAACAACUGAAACAUGGACGAAAACUGGUUCAAUGCAUCAAAUACAAGCUUUUCAUACAGCAUCUAUACUACACAAUGGAAAAAUAUUAGUUGUUGGUGGAUAUCGUUCUUCAGGUGUUUUUUCCAAAUAUUCCGAGAUAUAUGAUCCAUUAACAGAAGUUUGGACAACUACUGGUACUAUGAAUCAUACACGAUAUGAACAUACUGCAACCGUUCUAUCGGAUGGAAAAGUUUUAUUAACAGGUGGAACUAGUAAUACUAAUAAUUUUUUGGAUAACAGUGAAUUAUAUUAA
This is a messenger RNA of Adineta ricciae, 345 nucleotides long. The record is from the annotation of a GenBank genome assembly. Lineage: Eukaryota; Metazoa; Rotifera; Eurotatoria; Adinetida; Adinetidae.